This is a messenger RNA of Brassica napus (rape), 5367 nucleotides long. Its product is annotated as F-box protein DOR-like. Lineage: Eukaryota; Viridiplantae; Streptophyta; Magnoliopsida; Brassicales; Brassicaceae. The coding region runs from base 2853 to 3869 and encodes 338 amino acids. The transcript has a single exon. Gene Ontology annotation, molecular function: protein binding. The record is from RefSeq and is a predicted model, not a curated record.
ACACGACUGCGUAUGUACCUUUCCAUUGGGGUUGCUUUUUGAGCCAUUUAAAUAUUUCCUUCCCGGCGGCGUCUCUUUCAGAGACGUUACAACUCCACUGCAUAUAUCGCCGUAAAUCUAGACCAGCGUAGUAAGGUACAUAAAUAGCCGAAGCCAGCGACGAAUUACUCGUCAAACACUCGUAUGUCUUCAUCUUCUCGUGGAAAAUAACUUCAAGCAUGAACUGAUUAGUCGCGUACCAGCUCCGAGAGUACUUAGAAUCGGUGGAAUCACCAUCACCCAUCUGAGGUCCGAAUCCGGAGUUUUCAAUGUACCUACACAUGCUGGUUUUAUCUUUUGGUCUUGAAAUCGACUCGCAGUCUUGGAGGAUGUCUUUGUUGAAUCUAGAAGGUAGAUUAUGAAUAUAUAUGUAUCGGCCGACGCAUGGAUCGUAUCUGAGUCUGGAAUGAUCGGAAUCGGAGAUAGUAGUGGUGGUGCUGCUGAUGAGGAUGAUUUUGUUUUGGGAGAGAUAAAGGAGAAGCAUAGAGGUAGUGAUGAGGAGACAUGGGAUAAGUAAGAGGGUGGUAGGUUUCUUCUUCCCUGCAGGCUGGUCCUCGAUGGAAUUGUUGUUGUUGUCCAUCUUCGUUGUUGUGAAUGGGAGAAGUUGGCUCACGUUGUGUGGUGUUCUUGAUUUGAAGAUCCAUGUCGAACAUGGAGAGAGAGAAAUGAAAGUCAAAGACUACACGCAAAUAACUAUCUAUUAUUAUAUUUGUAUACAGGUGUGAUUAUCAAAUAGAAUAAGCAAAUUUUAUAUAAAUUUUAGAUUUUAACCUAUGAUUUAUUGAUUUAUAAUCUUAUGAUAGUCGUUUCGGAAAUCAAUAAUAUACUUACGGCCGGCGGGUGCAAUAGAAUUUGCUCACUAUAGACUUAUUGUUUGUAUAUAAAUAUUUUUAUUAAAUAUUUCUCACCGUGGUUUGAAUUACUUUUGGCAAAUCACCCUUCAAAAUAUUGGUUAGUUAACCUUUGAUUCAAUCAGUUAGAGAAUAUUUUGAACCUUCAUCAGGAAAUAGUCAAAGGCUAGCGACAAACACAUAUGCUGCUCGAUUUGUGGCAUUAUUUGACAUAAAAGGUCUAGCUAAACUCGGACAGAGACGUUGGCACGAGUCUCAGACCGGCUUGAUAUCAACCUCUCGCACCUCUAGUUUUUUAGCCCUUUUAAACGUAGAGUAUUAUAAAUAAAAAAAGUUAUAAUGUCAGACCGGCCCUGCUCCCCCUCUAUCGAUACUCUAAACCGCUUCUCCAUCUCUGCAUCCAUAAUUAAUUCCAAAUCCAUUCAUAAAAUACAUGCAGUAAUCCUAACAACAUGAUGUAAGACCACAAUACCAUUGUUAGCUAUAAAUAGACCGGCCUACGUUAUCAAUAUUCUAAACCGGGUUCAGUCUCGGUUUGACAUUUUAAAACUUUUGUAAUGUACUACGAUCAAAUAAAAAUUUAUGCAUUUAUUCUUCGUAUACGUAAUGUUCUGAGAUGUUGAAUAAAAGAUGAAUCACUAAAAUGAAAAUGUUGAAAAAUAAAAUUUUAUGAUUUAGAUUACUUGGUGUCGAAAAAUUCUAACAUGUUGAAUAAAAAGAAAGUGAAGUCUAACAAUGACACAUGUCACUUUUUAAAGAUUUUAAUAUUUUUACAUCCUCUUAAUUAUUUAAAACCAAUAUUCACAUUAUAAAUUAAAUAAUUUAUUUUUAUUUUCUAUACAAAAAUUUAUUAUUCAAUUUUUUAUGAAUAAAGACUAGAUUUAUUUAAUUUGGAUAUAUAAAAAAUAAUUAUUAAUUAAUGAAAUAGAGUGUUGGAUUUUAUUGAACAAAAACAUUUUAGUGUGUAAAAGUUAAAUACGUGUUGAAUGAUGAGGUGAAAAAAAGUUGAAAUAGAACGUUAAAAGAUGAAAUAAAAUGUAUUAAAGAACCAUCAUAGUCUAAGAAAACGGUUCCUUUGCAUAUGCUCAUGAGCGGAUCUGGCCCGGUUUUCCAUCUAUGCAUCCAUACCCAAAUCCAGCUAUAAAUUUUCAGUGAUUACUACACAAUAGCAUAUACUUUCUUUGUAUAUGAUGUUUUAAUCAAAUGCCCAGUUAUUAAAAAAUAUUUUUAUUUAAAAAUACUAUUUAACAUAAAUUAGUAAUGAUUUAAACAAUUAUAUAAAAUAUCAUUGAUUGUACAUUUCUUAAUAAAGUUAAAAGAUAUCUAAAAAUAUGAAAACAACUUUCGUGCAUGCAUGAAGUUUAACACGUGAGAAGCCUAGAAGGCUACACUUGUGUAUUUCAACUUUUGUUUAGAAUUGUAUAACAAGAAGAGAAGAAUUUGUCAAAUGUUUAGAGAUUUUCUUUUGUAAACAAAUGUUUGAGAGAUUUUGAAAAGCUGAUCAGAUAAGUGUUUGUAGCGAUGCUGGGAUGUUAUAAAGAGUUUUUCUUUUUUUUUGUAACUUUGUGUUAUAAAGAGUUUCCUAGUAACGCAAGCAACAAAUAAGAUCUUAAAUUUUCCCAUCCGUUUACUUCUGUUGCAAAUAACACAAAGAAAACACAUGAAUAUUUCAAGGUUUUAUAGGAUUUCAGAAGGGGUCUUACUUUACAAACAAAAGUUACAAAUGAAUUCACAAAAACAAAAGUUACACAUGAAUUAACAAUACAAGCAAGUCACAGUUUUUCUUUUCUUUAACGAAUCUUUGAUUUACGGGCCAAAAUGUGUUGGCUACAUGGGCUUUCUCUAAACUAAGCAUGCACAAAAGUUAAUCCUUGAUAGUGUGAUGUGAUACGUUAUUUACUUAGGGUUCCGAACGAUACGAAUUCAGAGAAACCUAGGGUUUUGAAGACAAGUGUCUGCGCCAUGAAACUACGGCGGCUCAACCUCUCAAACGAUGUUCCAACCAGUUUCUCAUGCAUAUCACGUUCCUCUACAGCAUUCAACGAAAGAGAAAACUCGGAGCCGAUCCCACAUGAUCUCAUCUACGAACUGCUUUUGAGAUUGCCCGCGAAAUCUAUAGCUAGGUCUCGUUGCCUAUCAAAGCUCUGGGCUUCCAUACUUCGUAGCCAUGAUUUCACCGAGUUAUUCUUGACCAGAUCUUCAACUCGUCAGAAGCUUCUUUUCUUCUGCCUAAAGGAUCAUGAUUUUUUCUUCUUCACGGCACCUAAAAAUCCGGACAAUAACUCGUCUCUUGUAGUCCCCGAUUAUCAUAUGAAGUUCCCAUUUGUUGGUAUUGGCUUUCAAAUUUGUGGUCACGUCCGAGGUUUGGUCUGCCUUACACAUCUUCGGACCGUGAAGGGAGGGAAGCAUACAGUUCCAGAGAUAUGUAACCCUAGCACCGGACAAUCCUUACCUUUACCCAAAGUGAAGACGAGAAGAAGGGUUAACGUAAGACGCUUUUUUGCCUAUGAUCCGAUAGGUAAGCAAUUCAAGGUAUUAUCCAUGACCUGGCCAUGUUAUCGAAGUUAUUUGUUAUGCCAGGAGUACAAAGUUCUGACUAUAGGGACAGGAAAACUAUCAUGGAGAAUGGUCGAAUGUAGCGUACCCCAUCAACCUAUAUCUGGUGAGAUAUGCAUCAAUGGUUGUUUGUAUUAUUAUUCUAUGGUUGAUAGUGUAGAGCAUCGUUAUGUGAUAGUUUGCUUUGAUGUAACUUCUGAAAAGCUUACAUCUAUUAGAAAACCUAUGGAAGAUGUCAAAUGUAUUGUAUCAAAUCUGGUAAACUACAAUGGUAAUUUAGCUACACUUACCUCAGACGGGGAUAGCCAAGUUAUUGGACAAAGUAGAUGCAUUGAGUUCAGAGGCGUGCUUCAUGUGUUAUCAAAAAGGCUUUUGCCUCAGGCCCCCAAAAUAUAUAGACAUUUUAGGGCCCCAAAUUUUUAAUAAUCCUGUGUAGCAUAGUGGUCUUAUUAAACACACUAUCUUAUCAACUGAAGUUCGAACCUCACAGUUGCUCUUCUUUUCUUUUAUCAGAAAAAAAUAUUUUGUUUUAUUGUUAAUUUUUCGAAAUCAGAAAGAAAGAUCCCUUUCGUGAUAUCAAAAUUUCUAAAUAGAAAAAGAAAAUAAAUCUCAACUACUUUAUACAUGAUCUAUAUAUAUAUUUUUUUAAAUUGUAUAUUUUAUUUCUUACGCGUUAUCCUACAUGAUCUAUAUGUAUUUGGUUUCUUUUUAUUUAAUCAUUACCAUCUCUUCUUGUAUUCGGAUAUAUGUUUCUUCAUGUAUAGACCUUGUCAUUAAUUUAUUUUUUUCUAGUGCUUUUUGUUUUUUUUUGUAUUUUGUUAAGUUAACAUCUCAUACUAAUUUAUACUAUGGUAAGUUAUUUGUUUAUUAUAGAGCUAAUUAUAAAUAGUUCUUUUAAGUGAUUAAUUUUUCUUAAUCUUUACUAAUUUAAAUCAUACUACUGUUAAUUUUUCUUUAACUAUACAUUAUAUUUUUAUCAAAAAAAAAUUUUGGUUUAAAGGUUCCAUUUUUACUUUUGCCUCAAGCCCCGGUAGACCUUCGCACGGCACUGAUUGAGUUGUGGGUUCUAGCAGAUGCUGAGAAACAUGAAUGGUCAAAACAUAUAUACGAACUUCCCAGUUUGUGGAAGGAUAUAGUUCUUGCUCCAAAAAGAAGAAGGAAAGAUAUAGUUCAUACCUAUUACUUCAUUGGAAUAUCAGGUGGUAAUGAAAUUGUGAUGUCACCACGCCAUUCAUCUAGCCUUUUCUAUGUUUUCUACUACAAUUUCGAGAGGGGAAUUAUCAGAAAAGUUGAAAUCCUAGGAACGGAUGCGUUUAAGCAUCGUACAAUUAAUACAUUUUUACACCAUGUGGAGGACGUGAAGCUUAUGUAGUUGUCUAGGAAUUUGUUUAUUACUUGAGAUUGUAACAGCUCAUGAUCAUUUAGUUUUCAGUCCUUUAUAUUAUUCAAUAACUAUUUUCUGGUUUUAAUUAUGGCGUUCAUCUUUCUUCGAGUAUAUAUUUUGUCCCUUAUUCGUAAUCAUUCACACAUUAAAGAUGAAUUAUACUGUUAUGUUCAUGAGUAAGCCUAUUUGUUAAGUAAUUUAAUCCUUUUAUACUGUUAUGUUCAUGAGUAAUCCUAUUUGUUACUUAUGUUCUAAAGUAACACAUGAUUAACCCCGGUUUCUUAGUCGGGGUUCUUAACUCAUAAUUUGAAUUUUUUUUUUACACUUUUCAGUUAAGAAAUAAUUUUUAUAUCUCUUAUUCAAGAGACGAUUCUUAGUUUUUCUUAGUUAAAAUCUAAGAAAAGUUAAGAAUCUUCUCUUAUCCAAAACUAAGAAUUCUAGUUAAAAGACUGGAUUAAUCUGGUCUUAGCACCUCUUAGUGAUAGAUUUUAUUUAUUAAAACUUUUGGUGAAAGUUUUUUUAUUGUCGACAACUUAU